Molecule: messenger RNA, 1068 nt
Organism: Emiliania huxleyi CCMP1516
Lineage: Eukaryota; Haptophyta; Isochrysidales; Noelaerhabdaceae
Exons: 2
Coding region: 1-1068 (355 amino acids)
Source: RefSeq, a predicted model, not a curated record
AUGGUCGAUGCGGACUGCAAUCGCUCUGAGAGUGCGCUGGUUGGCGGAAGCGCAAUGCUCGACGGGGGCGAGGCCCCCACGGCGGCGACAGAGGCGCCGGCGACAGGAGCGAUCGACUUGAAUGAAUUGCUCCGCUCAGGGCAAAAGCUCCCGCCCAGCGCACGUCCGCCAGAGCCAGCCGGCGCCGACGGCCUGGAGCAGCAGUCUUGGCUGCAGCAGCUGAAGAUGUGGGCCGUGGCGCAGAGCCGUCUCGAGGAGACGCCAAUGUACCAGAUCAAGGAGCAGGCCUUUUCGGAGCAGCUGGAGCGGGAAGCUGAGACGCGCCGGCGCCAGGUCCUCGCCCAGCGCAAGGAGUACCAUCGUCCGAUGGACUUUCUGCAGCUCGAGAGGCAGGCCAAGCUUGAGGCGGAGGAGCGAAAAUGGGAGGCCGCGCCAGAGCCCGCUCGGCCGAAGCCGGGCGCGCCGGUCCGGCUCCCUCCCUGCAAUAGCCAGUAUCACGUCUCCAAGUUCCAGCUCGCCGCGCGAGAGAGCCACGCGCGCCGGCUGAAUGCGGAGGCGAACAAGCGGCAGGAGGCGUGCCGCAGGCGUGAGGCGGCACGCGAGUACGCGACUACGACGGCGGCCAUGAGGAGGCAGCCGCCCCUGCGCAAGUCGGCGAGCCGGUUGCAGCCGCCAGCUGCUGGGAAGCGCAUCGACUCGAUCAUAAGCGGUCCCCCCGCAUCGAGGAGAGGGCUCUACCCGGCAGUCAGGACAUAUGCGACGCUGUCUCCGCGCCGGAGGGAGGCGCCGAGCUCGCAACCGCCGUCCCGCGUCGCCCACGAGCAGCAAGUCAAGGCGCUGGCCGCGCGCGCCACGACGCUCAACCAGCGCGUCCGCGAUCUUGAGGCGGAGCGGGGCGAGCAGCGGCGGGGCCUGGAGAACAGCGUCAUCUCCGAUUUCCUGGCCCACGAGACGGACAAGUGGGAGGGGGCGCUGUCGACCCAGCAGGAGGUUGUCGCAGGUUACGCCCAGGCCAUUAGGGCCAAGCUCGAGCUCUGGGAGGCGCUAGGCCAACGAUCCUACCCGUGA